CUUUUUUUUGUAAUUUCGUCAAAGUUAGUUCAAAGAUAUGAUAUACCUUUCUGAACGUAACCUCAAAAAUUCAAAUUGCCAAAAAUGUUUUUAUUAGCCAGAAUAGAACAUAAUUUGUUGUAUCACUUCGCAAAAAGGGUGAGAUGGAAGCAAAUACGGUUCUACUCGAAGAAAAGGGCGAUCAUUCUUGGUAUUGAAACCUCUUGUGAUGACACAGGUUGUGCCAUCAUCAACACAGAUGGAAAAAUACUUGGUGAAGCUCUGAAUUCUCAACAUUUGGUACACUUGAAUCAUGGAGGAAUAAUACCAACUAUAGCUCAAGGUUUGCAUAGGAGAAAUAUUGAAAAUGUGGUGAAUGAAGCAAUGAGUGCUGCAAAUUUAGCCUUUGAAGAUAUUGAUGCAAUAGCCACAACUGUUAAGCCAGGUCUACCUCUUUCGCUACUGAUUGGCAUGAAAUAUGGUAAGCAUCUAUGCCGAAAAUACAAAAAACCAUUUAUUCCGAUACACCAUAUGGAGGCGCACGCUCUAACAGCUAGAUUGUACGAUAAAACAAUAGAAUUUCCAUUUUUGGUAUUAUUAAUUAGUGGUGGACACUGUCUCGUUGCGAUUGCACAGAAGCUUGAUAAAUUUUUACUCCUGGGGGAAAGCGUCGAUGAUGCUCCUGGUGAAGCUUUUGAUAAGAUGGCUAGGAGAAUGAAACUGAAAAAUCUUCCUGAGUAUUCUCAGCUUUCAGGAGGGCAAGCUAUUGAACUUGCAGCAUCUAAAGCAGAUAAUCCUUUAGCAUACAAGUUCACGAUUCCUCUAAAGCACUAUAAAAAUUGUAAUUUCAGUUUUUCUGGAAUAAAGAACCAACUCAAGCUACAACUGAUUAAAGAGGAAAGGAUGAAAGAAGUAGCUGCUGAUGGCGUUAUACCUGGUGUCAACAACAUGUGUGCCGGUUUCCAAAUUGUUAUAACUAGACAUAUUUGCCACAGGGUGCAGAGAGGCAUGGAGUAUGCAGAAUUGAAAGGCUUGAUACCUCCCGACAAAAAAACUUUGGUAGUAUCUGGAGGAGUGGCAUGUAACAAUUUUAUAAGUAAAGGAUUGCAAAUAGUAUGUGAUGAACUCGAAUACAAAAUGGUCAGACCUCCACCCAAAUUAUGCACAGACAACGGCGUCAUGAUAGCUUGGAAUGGUGUUGAAAGGUGGAAAGAAAACAUUGGCAUCUACACGGAUUUUGAAGAUAUUGAGAUUGAAAAAUCAUCACCUUUAGGUGAAAGUCUUAUCGAAGAUGUCGAGAAAUCUGGAAUUAGCUGCAAUUGGGUAAAAUUAACAAAGUUAAAUUUUCCACAAUGAACAUGCACAGUGAAUUAUUAAGAUAAAUCACAGCAGAUAAACUGCAGUGAACAUGAAUUGCAGAUGGCUUAAUUCCAUAUUCUAUCACUUGAAAGAGCAGAUAUAGGUGAAUGCAAUCAAGUUUCGAUAAAACAACACUGCAGUUUCUUAAAGGAUAGAAAGUACAUUAAAUCCAAUAAAACAGAUUGAAAAGUUUAAAUUAAAUCAAAAGGAUGAAUUCACAACUGAAUAUAUUUUUCCAUAUGUUGAUCAUUCAUUAUAUAAAUAAAGAGGUAUAAGUGACA
Leptinotarsa decemlineata (Colorado potato beetle) is the source of this 1619-nucleotide messenger RNA. It is a transcript of the gene Tcs4, whose product is annotated as Threonyl-carbamoyl synthesis 4. The record is from RefSeq and is a predicted model, not a curated record. Gene Ontology annotation, cellular component: mitochondrion. Lineage: Eukaryota; Metazoa; Arthropoda; Insecta; Coleoptera; Chrysomelidae. Gene Ontology annotation, biological process: tRNA threonylcarbamoyladenosine modification.